AUGUGGACUGCGUGGUGUGUGGCUGCUCUGUCUGUGACAGCUGUGUGUGGCAAUCGCCAAGAGACGAACACGGUCCUCAGGGUUACCAAAGAAGUGCUGAGCAACGCCAUUUCGAACACCCUGAAGCAAAGCGACGCUCUCCACUCUGCCCUGAGAGAGGUGCCCAUGGGUGUUGGUGGCGUUCCCUACAAUGACUUCCAUGUCCGAGAGCCACCCCCCAAAUACACCAACGGCAAACAGCUUGGCGGGAACUACCAUUACGGUCACAUUGAGACCAACGAGAACACUGCUCAGCUGGGGGGCAAGUACCGAUACGGCGAGAUCCUUGAGUCCGAUGGCAGUAUCAGGGACCUCCGCAAUGGCGACUACCGCAGUGGAGAGAAUGCAUAUGGCAGGGGCAGGGGGCGGUACCGAUCAGCUGAAGGCACGGCCACAGUGGGCAGGCUUCACCGGCGAGAGCUGCGGCCCGGAGAAAUCCCGCCUGGUGUGGCCACUGGGGCACUGGGCCCAGGUGGUUUGCUGGGCACUGGGGGCAUGCUGGCAGCUGAUGGCAUCCUGGCAGGCCAAGGUGGCCUUCUCGGUGGAGGUGGUCUCCUUGGUGACGGAGGACUUCUCGGAGGAGGGGGUGUCCUGGGCGUACUCGGCGAGGGUGGCAUCCUCAGCACCGUGCAAGGCAUCACAGGGCUGCGCAUCAUGGAGCUGACCCUCCCGCGGGUGUCCGUGCGCCUCCUGCCGGGCGUGGGCGUGUAUCUGAGCUUGUACACCCGCGUGGCUAUCAACGGGAAGAGUCUCAUCGGCUUCCUGGACAUCGCAGUGGAGGUGAACAUCACUGCCAAGGUGCGGCUGACCAUGGAUCGCACAGGCUACCCGCGGCUGGUCAUCGAGCGCUGUGACACGCUCCUGGGGGGCAUCAAGGUCAAGCUGCUGCGAGGGCUUCUCCCCAACCUCGUGGACAACCUGGUGAACCGAGUCCUGGCCAAUGUCCUCCCUGACUUGCUUUGCCCCAUCGUGGACGUGGUGCUGGGCCUGGUCAACGACCAGCUGGGUCUCGUGGACUCUCUGGUCCCCUUGGGGAUAUUGGGAAGUGUCCAGUACACCUUCUCCAGCCUCCCGCUUGUGACUGGGGAAUUCCUGGAGCUGGACCUCAACUCUCUGGUUGGGGAAGCUGGAGGAGAGCUCAUCGACUAUCCCCUGGGGCGGCCAGCGACGUCCAAGGCAAAGAUGCCGGACUUGCCCCCCAUGGGCGACAACACCAACUCCCAACUGGCCAUCUCUGCCAACUUCUUGGGUUCAGUGCUGACCAUGCUGCAGAAGCAGGGGGCGCUGGACAUUGACAUCACCAACGGCAUGUUUGAAGAGCUUCCUCCACUCACCACGUCCACACUGGGAGCCCUGAUUCCCAAGGUGUUCCAGCAGUACCCCGAGUCCCGCCCACUCACCAUCAGGAUCCAGGUGCCCAACCCCCCAUCAGUGACGUUGCAGAAGGACGAGGCCCUGGUGAAGGUGUUCGCCACUGCUGAGGUCGUGGUCUCGCAGCCCGACAUCGAGACCACCAUCUGCCUCAUUGACGUGGACACAGAACUCUUGGCCUUCUUUUCCGUGGAAGGAGAUAAGCUAAUGAUCGACGCCAAGCUGGACAAGACCAACCUCAACCUCAGAACCUCAAACGUGGGUAACUUUGAUGUUGGCCUCAUGGAGGUACUGGUUGGGAAGAUUUUUGACCUCGCGUUUAUGCCUGCGAUGAAUGCUGUGCUGGGUUCUGGCGUCCCCCUCCCCAAAAUCCUCAACAUCGACUUCAGCAAUGCAGACAUCGACGUCUUGGAGGACCUCCUGGUGUUGAGCGCAUGAGUGACAGAGGCAGAGUUGCUGCCACAGCGAGAAGAAGCCAGAACCAGCCCAGAAAGCCUCUGCCCGGACACAAGCUCUCGACCUGCGUCCUUUCAGCCCCCACGACAAGCCCCACCCCAUCCCGCCAACCCUCUUCUCCUCACGCACCCCACCCCAGAAAGGAUGCAGCCACCGUCCCAUGGACAAACCAGGACAUCCACAGU
This is a messenger RNA of Tupaia belangeri chinensis (Chinese tree shrew), 2051 nucleotides long. It is a transcript of the gene BPIFB4, whose product is annotated as BPI fold containing family B member 4. Gene Ontology annotation, molecular function: lipid binding. Lineage: Eukaryota; Metazoa; Chordata; Mammalia; Scandentia; Tupaiidae. The record is from RefSeq and is a predicted model, not a curated record.